Messenger RNA from Parastagonospora nodorum SN15, 1443 nucleotides. RefSeq lists its product as hypothetical. Bases 1 to 1443 code for a protein of 480 amino acids. The transcript is spliced from 5 exons. Gene Ontology annotation, biological process: regulation of DNA-templated transcription elongation; mRNA export from nucleus. The record is from RefSeq and is a predicted model, not a curated record. NCBI's taxonomy places the organism in Eukaryota, Fungi, Ascomycota, Dothideomycetes, Pleosporales, Phaeosphaeriaceae. Gene Ontology annotation, cellular component: THO complex part of transcription export complex.
AUGGCUCGCUCUACAGCAGACUCUCAAGGGGCCAUUAUAUCGAGACUGAAUUAUCUACUGGAGCGCGCUCGUUCUGUUAAGCCGAGCACAUCUAUCGACCCUCCCUUGCAAGUCUCUGAUCUGAUCCGGGAAGACGAGUUUCUCUUUGACCCCAUAGAAGGCAGCGAUGAGGCACGUCGUCUCUCAGUGGAAACGGCGGCGAAGUCUCUCUUCUACGCCAACUUGGCAACCCUACUGCUGAUCGAAGAACUGCUCGACAGCCAGUCCAUCGAGGGCUGCCGGGUUGUGUUCAACUUUUUGGAGUCCCGAAGAGAAGCCAUCAUUGCUAUCAACUCCAAGAACAAGGAUCUCGUUAUCCUACGAUUAUGCAAUGAGCUUCUUCGCCGCCUAUCUCGUGCCGAGGAUCCAGUAUUCUGUGGACGUGUGUACAUUUUCAUGUUCCAGAGCUUCCCCCUGGGCGACAAAAGCUCGGUCAACCUGCGUGGCAACUUUCACGUGGAGAAUGUGACGACGUUCGAGGACUUCUUGAAGGAUUCGAGUACGGAAGACGACCAGAUGCAAAUCGACGACAUGGAGGCUGAACCUGUACUAAAGGGAGAGUCCAAGUCAGAGGAACACAAUGUCAAGCUUGGAAAUUCCAACGUACAGAAAGAUGAACUGUCUUCCACGAUGGAUAUCGAUUCCCUCUAUCCAGUGUUCUGGUCAUUACAACAUUCUUUCUCGAACCCGCCCCGGUUGUUCGAGGAGGAUCACUUCAAACAUUUUCAAAAGAGCCUGGAGGCCACUCUCGCCAAAUUCAAAGAAGUGCCUAAGGUAAUACAGGCUGGGGACUCUGAGCGAACAAAGGAGCAGAUGGAUCAAGAUGGAGAUGAUUAUGACGCUUUUGGCAAACGCCUACAACCCCAAAUAUCUCACAAGCCGCGAUCUGUUCAAGCUUGGAGGUACGCAAUCAGAGACAAAUUGGUUGAGGCGUUGAGCGAUCUCGCUUUUCAACGGCACAUCCUUGUCCAAGCACUGAUACUUGUCGACUUCCUUCUCACCCUGACAGAGAAGGCGAAGAGCAAGUCUAUCUACCAGAAAGCCCAAAAGGCUAUGCAGUACAACUUCACCCUUCGUGAAGAAGAUACCGAGUGGGCAUUGGGCAUCAAGACCGCCAUUGCAAAUUACCUGCAGGAGGGUCCAGAUGGCAAAUUCUACUACCGGAUGGUGGACACGGUCCUCUCCCGUGAUAAGAACUGGGUCAGGUGGAAAAUGGAGAACUGCCAGCCAUUCACUCGCGACCGAGUCGCCACUAAGGAUUUCCUAAAGGCGAAGUCUGGCGCGCAAAAAGCUGUUGCGAAUAAGGCGAACAGGAAGCCCAUGGGCGUGCCUGGCUCUCUGAAGUUUCUCUAUAACACCGAGGCAGAGACGGGCCUUGCACAAUUACGGAACGCGGAAAAGUAA